AUGGCAGUUCCAGGCUCUCGUCCGCACUCUGAAGCGGAGGCCCCCGCUUCGUUUGUGUCCCCCCACGCGCCGAGACCAAACGCUGCCCAGCCGCGUCGCUCCGCUGAAGAGGAAUCGCGGCGCGAAGAAGAGGAGGUCCCGCAGGAGUUCGAAUGCGUAAUUUGCAUGAAGAUUCUGCUUUUGCCUGUCACGACCCCUUGCGGCCAUAACUUCUGCAAAGGAUGCAUCGAUGAGGCCGUUUCGUACCGGCCCUGCUGCCCGCUGUGCCGCUGCCCGUUGCUGUUGUCGGGGGCCGCCGACCCCGUGUCGGGUCUUUCGUCGGGGUCUUCGCUGCGCGUCAACACACUGAUGCAGCAGCUACUCGAGCGGAACUACCCACAGGCGAUGCGCGAGCGUCGCCAGCACGAAGAAGAGAGGAGGCAGGAGGCGGCAGCUCGUCGGCGCGUCCACCUCCAUAGACAGCAGCAGGCCGCGGCCGCCGUCGCGCCUCGGCCCCUUCGUGAAGAGGAGGGCGUCCCCCCCGGGUCGUCGCAGCUGGGGCCCCCUCGGCGCAACUUGUCCUCGGGAGACAGCGCCGCGCCAAGGAGCGCAGGGCGCGUGCGCGAGUCUGGAGGGCGCCCGGAGCAGAUUCUGACUCUCUUCCGCAUCUUUGACGCCGGCGAGGGCACGCUUGGCGGCGGGCUUUCGCAGAUGCAGGCGGAUGGGCGAGGCGCCUCCAGGCCCUCGUGGCGGGGCAGCAGUCGCGCCGCAGUCGCCGCAGCGCGGGCGGCGCCGCUGUUCCCCGGAGAAACGAUCUCGCUCCACGUCUACGAGGAAAAGUACAUCAGGCUCGUCGAGCUUGCCCUUCAGGUAAGCCUAACCAAGCAGAGGACAAGCAAAGGCAGGGAAGGCAGCAGGCGCAAGCCCGAGAGCGGCGUUUUUGCUGCACACAUGUUUGCAUUCUGGCACUCGCACGCGGAGGAGCUGCGCAUCAUCGACCUGCUCGACGAACUCGCGCACCUUCGGCGUUGUGUACCCGAAUCCCCCCGCCCAGCGACGCCUUCUUCUUCACGUUCAUGGUCGUCGCCGUUUGUUGUUCGAAAUCUUUUGAGACACCGGUCUCGCCGGCGCGGCACGGACUCCUCUUCCUCCUCUGGUGACACGCCGAUUCCGUCGCCUUCCUCGGCAGCGGAGACGGCGUCCGCGCCGGCGUCCUGUUCUCCCUCGUCGGCCGCGCCGCCUGCGUCUUCCUCGUCUGUCUCUCCUCACGCCCCGCUAGUCACAGCCGCGGCGUCGCCAACCACGUCGCCAACCGGCGCGGGAGGGCCGCCCCUGUCGCCGGCGCGUGGCAGUCAGGGCCCCGGCGACGAUGGAGAGACACCUGCUCCUUCGUCGCCUAUCGCCGACGCCUCCGUCCCGCUGGCGCCCUCCGCCCCCGAAUAUGGCUGCUGCGUGCAGAUUGAGCAGCACACGCCGUUGGAGCCGGUCUCGGGCGGGACGCCAGGCCGCUGCUUGAUUCGCUGCGUCUGUCGAAAUCGCUUCCGCGUGCGGAACAAAAUCUUCCUCGAAGACUGGACAGGGCGUGCCGGAGACCUCGACAGCGAGCGCGGCGAGGCGCCAGCGGCCGGCGCGCCUCUCGUCAGUAGACAGUCGACGCUUCCGGCGGACGAGCGGGCCUCGCGUGGCGAGGGGCGUGAAGAAGCUCGCGUGGCGUCGGAGGCCGCGGAGGCUGCGGAUGCCACCCCCUUUCGAGACAGUGCGGCUUUCGGCGCGCACGCAGGGGGCGUUGCUGGCGCGCCGCGUGGAGGCGGUUUCUAUUACGAGAUCGGCUACUGCGAGCCGAUCUUCGACGACGGCGACAGAGAGGAGGCCGAAAGGGCAGACGCCGCCGCAUUGAGGUGGCGCUCCCGCGACGAGCAGAGCUCUCUUCUUAGCGGCGGCGCCGGCCUCUCCUGGCGGGGUGACGAGCUGCGGCAGCGCCGGCCGCUGAGCGAGGAGGCGACCGACCGCGCGGAAGCAGAACACGAGCUAGCGCUAGAAAGAGAACUCCGCGACGCCUGGAUCGACAGCGAGAACAACUGGGGCCCUCUGACCCGAGCCUCAGAUCUCGCGCGCGAGCGCGCUAAGGUGGUGCAUGCCCUCGAGGUGUCGAGACAUCACCGGGCGCUGGCGGACAUCUCGACGACGAGGGACGCCUCGGAAGAGGCGGAGAGCGCGGGGGACGCUGAAGUGCACCGUAGUCGGCUGCUGGCUCACGCGCAAAGAAGAGAAGUGGCCAGAGAUCUCCGGGAGAGAUGCGUGCGGCGUCUGUGUGAGAUAUGCAUCGAAGGCCUGGAGAGGCAGCUUCAGCAAGCGGGAGACGUGGCCCAGCGUCUUUUCGCCUCCAAGUUCGGCCGCAUGCCCUCUCUGUCUUCCAGGCGAAUGACUGCGUACGACCUAGAGAAGUUUUCCUUCUUCGUCGCAAUGGUGAUCGUGUCUUCGCCUGCCGUCCGCUGGCAGUGGUUCCUCCUCACAGAUACCACCCAGCGGCUUGUUCAACUGACAAAAGUGAUAGCCGAGGCUCGAUGGAUGAACAUUCUUGCGCUCAACACGACACCCCUUUCGAGUUUGUCGCGGUUCCUACUCUUCCAGGAUUUCCACAGCAAUGUUGUUCUGUUCCUCACGUUUCUGUGCGUCAUCGUGGUUUUCAGGCUUUGGCCGUCCCUGUUCUUUGAUGAUGACUUUUUCUAA
Besnoitia besnoiti is the source of this 2709-nucleotide messenger RNA. RefSeq lists its product as uncharacterized. NCBI's taxonomy places the organism in Eukaryota, Apicomplexa, Conoidasida, Eucoccidiorida, Sarcocystidae. The transcript is spliced from 7 exons. The coding region runs from base 1 to 2709 and encodes 902 amino acids. The record is from RefSeq and is a predicted model, not a curated record.